UUUGUGCAACCAAGAAAUGACAAAGGACGAGCUUUCAGCGCAGGAAAUUGCCCUUUAUGACCGUCAAAUUCGACUUUGGGGAAUGGCAACCCAAUUGCGUUUACGAUCUUCAAAAAUUCUAAUUAUAAACUUAGGAGCUGUGGGAACCGAAAUAGUCAAGAAUUUAGUAUUGGGUGGAUUAAACACUAUUGAAAUAUUGGAUGAUUCAGUGGUAAAACCAGAAGACUUUGCUGGACAAUUUUUCCUUCCUAAUGAUGACCUGGUAGUUGGUCAAACAAAAUUGCCACUUGUUGUGGAUAGAAUUAGAGAAUUGAAUAAUAGAGUAAAUCUUUCAAUCAAUACAGAAUCAUUGGAUUCUCUUAUAGCGAAUAAGCAAUACGUUAAAGCUUUUGAUUUAGUGAUUGCUACGGAAUUAGAUAAACAAAUGAUAUUGAAACUUAAUGAUAUUACACGAGAAUUAAACAUUCCACUUUAUGUUUCAGGAAUGCAUGGAAUGUUUGGCUAUAUUUUAACAGAUCUCAUAGAACAUACUUCUGUUUCAGUAAAGGAGGCAGGAAAUCAACCAAGAGUAGUUGGAACUGAACUUUCGAGAAACAAAACAAUAACUAAUGUUGAAUCCAAGGAGAAAUCCAAUGAUGAAAUAGUAACUAUCAGAGAUGUAUUCUCUCCACUUAAAGAAAUUUUCAAAUCUCAGGAACUUCCUAAACAAUUAAACAAGAGGCAAUUGAAGAGAUUAUCAGGAGUUGUGCCUUUGAUAUUUGCCUUAUUUGAUAUUACUAGACCUAAUGAUCCCGAUACUGUGAUUGAUGUCGAGGUCUUGAGAGUGAAAGCAAUUGAAAUUUGUAACUUGCUCAAUAUUCCUGCUGAAACAGUUACUCCUGACUAUCUAGACGUAUUCAGCAGACAAGCAUUUGCCGAGUUUGCUCCGGUGGCAGCAGUUAUUGGUGGUGCUCUUGCUCAAGAUAUCAUUCAAUUUUUGAGUAAAAAGGAGAGUCCAAUAAAUAAUGUAUUAAUAUUAGAUGCUGUUAAUUCAGAAAUGCCUAUUUAUCUGUUAUAAAUGCAUAUAAAUAUAUAUAUAUGAAUUCAUUUGAUAGGUGUUGAACCUCUACCCUUGCGUUUCUUCAAGUGAGAGGUAUCCUUGAGAAAUUUAAAUGCAUUAUUUAAUUUGAAUUUCAAAGAUUCAUUCUGAAGCCUCUCUUCUUUAAUUUGAUUAAUUAAAUCUUUCUUCUUUGCAUGGAAAUUUUCCAUUUCGUGUUCCUCAGCUUCAAGUAAUUCAGAAUACUUUCUCUUUGAAUCCUGAAUUUUGGUCUUUUGAUUCUCUAUUUCUGUUUCGGAGUUCUUGAUUGAUUCUAGACAUUGUUGAUAUUCAUUUGAUAUAAAAUUCUUUUCUUCAUUCUUGGACUGAAUCUUAGCUAUAAGAGUUUUGACUUUGGUUUGUAAAUCCCAAAUUUCAAGUUGAUUUUGAAUGUAUUGUCGAGUUUGCUCAUUAUCUAUCUUAUUAUCAGUAAUGAAAUUGGAUAUCUUUUCAUCAGCUACUCUAAUUUCAUCUUUGACACUUUCCGCUUGUUCGGCUUUCUUGAUUGUCCAUUUACUGGCACUAUUAAUUCUAGAUUGGGCAUGAUCAACAUCGUUAAAAAUUUUGGAAACAGUAAUUCUCAUUUCCCGUUCUCGACGUCCAAUUUUCCGUUCUUGGUUUUCUUCCUCGUUAUAUUUCUCAUAGCUUUGAACUUCUUCUUCUGCUCUAUCUAGUGAUAAAAACGCUUCGUUCAUUUGAAGGAUCAAUUUGUGUGUGAGAAUACUAGUAUUGGUAGCACUUGCAUGUUCUUCUCCAGUACCAGCGUAUAUUCCCGACAAUUGUGUGAAUGAAUUCUUUAAAGGAUUAGUAAUAUAAGCU
Molecule: messenger RNA, 1894 nt
Organism: Spathaspora passalidarum NRRL Y-27907
Lineage: Eukaryota; Fungi; Ascomycota; Pichiomycetes; Serinales; Debaryomycetaceae
Product: E1 ubiquitin-activating protein
Exons: 2
Coding region: 17-1057 (346 amino acids)
Biological process (GO): protein sumoylation
Cellular component (GO): cytoplasm; SUMO activating enzyme complex
Molecular function (GO): SUMO activating enzyme activity
Source: RefSeq, a predicted model, not a curated record